This is a messenger RNA of Blastomyces gilchristii SLH14081, 598 nucleotides long. RefSeq lists its product as uncharacterized. Bases 251 to 598 code for a protein of 115 amino acids. The transcript has a single exon. Lineage: Eukaryota; Fungi; Ascomycota; Eurotiomycetes; Onygenales; Ajellomycetaceae. The record is from RefSeq and is a predicted model, not a curated record.
GCGAAUAUGGUGCCUCCUGUUUAAUGGCGUCACCAGGCAGUUGCAGUAAGGGUAUGGCUCUAAACAAAGCAAACGUUCAGAGCACAGAUUUGCCAAAAGCAUCUUCUAGGCAAGUAAAGAUGGAUCAGACUGGCUGCCUGGUGCAAGACCACACGUUCUAAGAUAUUGAAGGAACAAAUUACAUGGACGACUUGCUGGGAAGUAUGCGCUGUGAUUCAAGGGCUUCGAUAACUAGUUACAGAGCAGAGUUAUGUUAAUAAAUAAUGCCCUUCUUCGGCUGCAAUUGGCGUGGCGGAAUUGCCAAGACCAAAAGCGGCUAGGAAAACAGCUAGACCCGAAGCAGCCACAGCAAGCCGUUUUGCGGCCUUUCGACCCAGCUGAAUCGCUAACAUCAACUACCGAAGGCAACGAUCCUCCCUCGAAAGUCCUUCUCUGCCAGACAUCUGGCCAGCCAGCUUGUCUCCAAUUCCAAUUUUAUUCUGCCUUAUGGCGUCCGGUUAGAGGUCGUCUAAGGAAUGUCCGCUCUUUGAUUCAGCGAUCCUUGACGCCCAUUGCCGCUCUCUCCGCUACGUCUGUCGGAACCGACCGCUAUGCUUAA